AUGCACAGUGAAGAUGGUGACCUCUGGGAGUCAUUCGCCCACUAUGUUACAAAAGCGGAUGGGACUGUCAACUGUAAGUGAUGGUUAAACUUCCACAAGACAACUUUUUUCCAUUUGUUGAUGUUUUACUUUUAUUGGAAGGCACCUGGUAACCUUCUCCUCUCUCUGGUCCGCUAACUCCUUGAACAGUGACUCAAGAUCACUCAGUUGGGGGUUCUUAUUUGGGCUAUGAGCCAAUGGGGCUGUUUGUGAAUCUGCAGCCAGCUCCUGGAGAAAGAGAAGGAUUGAGGUAGGGUUGAUGGCCAGUUUUCAGACUGCUAGAACCCUGCAUUUAUAAGAAAACAUCAUAUGAAAAAGCUUACCUGUCAUCAUUUCUUGACUGAAAUCUGCUUUGGUCCAUGAGGCUGAGGAAAAGAAAUGUUGAGACUCCAUAUGAGGUGCUUCUGUCCUUACUGGAGGGCCAUGUGUCACUGAGCAAAGGUCAAAGCAGUGAGCUUGCUGCAGUAACCACUGAGCGCUGGUACAUGGCACCAGGUGUGAAGAGAAUAGACGUUCGUCAGGAUGGAAUUGUAGGAACUUUGUUUUUACCACCUGGUGAGCAUAAAAUGUGUCAAUCCACCUUCACAUUACAAGACUGUUAUGUCAAGAGUUUGUACCUUGAAUGAUACUUGUACUGAUGCCUUGCAGGUCCUGGCCCUUUUCCUGCCAUGUUAGACCUGUGGGGAUUGGGUGGAGGACUGGUGGAGUAUCGCUCAGCCCUGUUGGCAUCCAAGGGCUAUGCUAGCCUGUCGCUAGCUUACUUUAAUCACCAGGACUUGCCUGGUCCGAAAAAACGGUUAAAUGUGGGUGAUUCUUAUUGCAAGGUAAGAAGAGAUGCAGAAUUUAUCUUGUUGGCCUUGCAUCAUGUGCACCUCUCACUUUAAAAAAAUUAAACUGUAGUUUAGUUGUUUCUUAAAACUCUAAAAAAAUGUUGUGUAUUAACAGGCUGCUUUCCAACUUCUACAAGAUCAUCAUCAGGUCUGUGCAGACAGGGUUGGGAUCAUCGGGCUCUCCUUUGGAGUCUUACUUGCUCUUCGAAUAGCGACCCGAACUGGUCUCAGAGUAUGUCAGUAUGGUCUCUCUGUUGGCCAUUUUAAGUCUACAGAAUGAUCAAAAUCACAGCUGCUUGUGAGAAAAGAGAGUUUACAAAUUCUUGUAUGAAGUUUGAUAAGGUAACACUGACUGCAGAUUCUUCUUUUUAGCCAUCCUGUCUGAUUUGUGUAAACGGCCCAGUGGGAAGCUCCUUCAAGAUCCCAGAUGAUGAUGAUGAUGAUGAUGGCUCAUCUGAAGAGACAGAAGGGUGA
Xyrichtys novacula (pearly razorfish) is the source of this 1343-nucleotide messenger RNA. Lineage: Eukaryota; Metazoa; Chordata; Actinopteri; Labriformes; Labridae. The record is from the annotation of a GenBank genome assembly.